This is a messenger RNA of Schistocerca serialis cubense, 2640 nucleotides long. RefSeq lists its product as uncharacterized. The record is from RefSeq and is a predicted model, not a curated record. Lineage: Eukaryota; Metazoa; Arthropoda; Insecta; Orthoptera; Acrididae. The transcript is spliced from 7 exons. The coding region runs from base 83 to 367 and encodes 94 amino acids.
CGGUCAGCGGGCCGGCGCGCCAGCGGCAGCGGCAGCAGGCACGGGCGGCCGCAGCUGACGCACGGCGUGGAGUACUGUUCCGAUGGCUGUGAACAUCACUGCUGGAACCACGUCGGAUCUUUUAUCGGUGAUGCCAAAUUCAGACAUCUUCGGUCAGGCAAUUUUCGCCUCCUUCAACAGUUCGGAGAUGACGGAUUCACUGGACAGAAAUGUACGGCUGAGAUUUGGUAGUUACCCGUAUUCUGCCGCCACCCGACACCCCCCGGUCUGCACGACUUCCGCGCCGACCUCUUCCAACAGCAGCCGCAGUCCACCACUGACGCCAUCAGUGACCGCCUUCUGCCGCACUCGCAGCCUGUGGACUUAGAGUGCCUAUGGCGGCCGGUCACAGAAGAGGUCGCUGCUUCCUUGCCACCCAGGGUUCUGCGCCGGGCCUGGACGGCCUAACUCCAGCCGAGCCGCACCGCCUGCCGCGCGACGUGCUGCUGAAAAUUAUGAAUCUCCUCCUUCUUGCGCGAGCACUCCUUCCCUCCUCAAAGCCCGGACCACCUUACUCCCCAAAACGGCUGCACCAGAAUCCCCCGCUGACUUUCGUCCCAUCACAGUAUGCUCGGUGCUGGCGAGGACUUUCCACAAGGUCCUGGCCUCGCGCCUGAUGCGUCUGUGUGCUGUGGACGAACGUCAGCCUGCCUUCAUCCCUCGGGACGGGAUGCUGGAAAAUACGUUCAUCCUCGACCACGAUGCAGUCCGCUCCCGCCGCUCUGUCUUUGUUGCGUCUCUCGACGUGUCUAAGGCGUUAUUCCCUCGAGCAUGCUGCUCUACCCCCUGUGCUGAAAGCGCAUGGUCUUCCGACCGAAUUUGCCGACUACGGCGAGAGCUGCUACAAGGGCAGCACGACGGUGAUAGUAGGCGGUGGCGGCGUGGGCAUGGCCGUGCAGCCGUCAAGGGGUGUCCGUCAAGGGACCCACUCUCUCCCCCCUCCUUCAAUAUGGCCGUCUAUAGUAUGCUUAACACCUUGCCUUCCCACAUAGGAGCCCGGAUUUUAGGUCGCAAGAUCAACGAUGCAGCCUUCGCUGACGACGUCCUGCUGUUCGCAUCGACGAAGAGGGGCCUACAGUCCCUCAUUGACGCAGCCACAGCAGCCCUCGCCCAUAUGGGGCUGCAAAUCAACGCGCGAAAGUUUCAUCCUCGCCUGAGUGGCCUCCGGCCGCGAGAAGAAGGUGAACGUGGACGACACCAUCACCUUCACAGCCGGCAACGCCACCAUGCCGACCCUAAGACCCCGAUACCUGGGGCUGCAGUUCUCCUCUUUUAGUCGGUGCCUGUUCCAUCCUCGCCGCCAUCUGCAGUAGUUGGACGUCAUCUCCCGGGCCCCUUGAAGCCGCAACAGCGCCUCUACGCCCUCGUCCACGUGCUGCUGCCGGGACUGUAUCGUGGGCUUGCCCUCAGCCGCACACGGAUCGGUGCCCUGAACGCCACGGACACCGCAGUGCGAGCAGCUCUCAGAAGACGGUUCCGCCUCCCAGCAGACACCCCCUUGGGCUACUUCCACUCUCCUGUAGCCCACGGGGACUUUGGCAUUCCAUCUGCCCGCUGGAUGGGCCAUACUCUGCUGCGGGGCCGCCUCCCGACACUGCAGAUGAUGGGGCCAGCUGUGGACGACGCGGGCCUGCGCGAGGUACAGCACGAGGUCGCGGCGCUCGAGCGGCACUUAACGUCGGAAGGCCACAUCCUCACGACGUCGGAGUAGGUCGGGGACAUGUAGGCAGCUCGCCUACACGUCGCCUUCGGCGGUGUGGCCCUCUGAGUCUGCCGCCAUCCGGGGGCAGCACCAGUGGGUCACCGAUACCAGUCGUCUUCUCUCUGGGUACGACUUCAUUUAUGCCAUCCGCGUCCGCAUCAAAUCCAGGCUUGCAGACAGACGCACGGGUCCCGCAUGAAACGUCACGACGCCGUCGUGAAGUACUUCGCGCGUGGACUCGUGCAAAGGGGCUUAAAUGUCUCAGUGGAGCCUCAUCUUCGAACACCAGAAGGCCUCCACAAGCCUAAUAUCGUCGCGGUCAAAGACGGCCAGUCCCGAAUCGUCGACGCCCAGAUAGUCGGGAGACCACCUCCGGCUCGUCUGGUGUCACCAGCAGAAGGCGGCGAAGUACAACACGCCGUCCAUCAGGUGAGCUGUCCUCGAACUCCGUCCCGGCAUCCAGAGCGUCGUAUAUUCGGCGGCCAAUCUGAACUGGAGAGGAACCUGGUCCCCACAGUCCGCGAGAGACCUCCUGAAGCUGGGCCUCAAGGUGCGGGAGUUUGCUGUCAUCUCUUCCAGGCUGCUGACGUCGUGCUGCGCAUCGUUCAAAAUCUUUGAGGGUAUGACGGCUCACCGCCCGAUCCCCGGGGCUGGCGUUGGGUAGAGCGCUGGUUCUCUUCUCUCCCUGACUCAUGGGGUCUACCACAGGAGCAAUACCAGUCUAUAUUCCUCUUUCUUUCUUCAUUUCGUUAAAUUUAUUUUCUAUUAUAUACAUACUGAGGUGUUACGCCCAUUGUAACCCUCCACUCCGGUGGAGUACGGCGUGGUUCAAACAUCUGUAUACCUUUUGACUCGUGUAUGUGUUAUUCCAAUGGAAUAAAGACGGCUUUAAAUAACCA